AUGGAUGAGGUCAAGCUGGCUUGUACAAGCUCAGAUCAAAUCAAAUCAAAUCAGACUCAGAUGGACGCCCUUCCAUAUCUCUGCAACCAAAUCUUACAGCUGCUCUGCACCAGACUUAGACAAACACAUCAUAGUAUACCAGAAUCUUCUUCACUGGCUCCUACACCUGUGAUGAAGCAAGAGCUGCGGCUCGUGCAGAGCAGCUCGUACUACUUGGAAAUACAACGGGAGGGUUUGCUACCAAACCACGGUUUGGUGGACAGUGACAUGGCAGCUUUCCUGCAGCAGAGGCUCCGGCAAACCCGACAGUACGUAAAUGAUUUUGAGAGCAGAUUGACUCGGAAUCGCGGCCGACUGAAGCUGCAGAACCAGCUCAUCUCCAACACAGGCAACUUACCCAUACUACAGCUCAGUGCAUCAGUGGACAUCAAGAUACCGGUGAUAUUUAACAGGUUUGAGUCCUGCACGACAUCAAACGCUGUGCAUCUGUGUUGAGAAGUCGCAGGCGAGCAGUCUAAGGAGCUGAACCAAAAGUUUGAGAUCAACGUAGAGAGCCUUUGCCCAACUACCACUGAACAUGGCCAGCUUACUAAAUCUAUAUGCCAGUCGUAUGACAUACAGGUCAGCAACCUGAUACCUGACAGGUACUAUAAGUUCUCUGUCAAGAGAACAGAUGCUGUAAACUUCUUGUAUGGACUGUGGAUUGACAGCAUCACCCUGAAGACCUUGAAUAUUUCCAAGUGAGAACAACCUUUUCAGACAUGA
This is a messenger RNA of Cottoperca gobio, 765 nucleotides long. RefSeq names its product fibronectin type III domain-containing protein 11. The record is from RefSeq and is a predicted model, not a curated record. Lineage: Eukaryota; Metazoa; Chordata; Actinopteri; Perciformes; Bovichtidae.